Molecule: messenger RNA, 1595 nt
Organism: Eriocheir sinensis (Chinese mitten crab)
Lineage: Eukaryota; Metazoa; Arthropoda; Malacostraca; Decapoda; Varunidae
Exons: 6
Coding region: 990-1595 (201 amino acids)
Source: RefSeq, a predicted model, not a curated record
UGGCGAAAUAUGGUUAUUAAUGGUGACGAAAAUUUGAAUCUGAAAUGGCCGGUCGAUCGUUGUAAAAAUUACGGCUGCAGCACGUAUAUGUUAGCUGAACUUGCAGGUUGGAAAGUGUUAUUUUUAUCAGAAUGAAUAUUUGCGGUGAGAAGGUCUAGAUGAGAAAUUUUAGUCUUCAUUAUAUAUACAUAUCGGCUCGAGUGUGGAUUUCUACGUGUUGCUGUGCUGUCAGACGCUGCAGCUGAGGGUGGGCCCCAGAGAGCGCGCCAAAACUCCAGUACAGCGUAAACAAGUUGAAGAAAACUUGAAGUCUCAUGAAGUUGAGCGUCACUAGCUUGUGAUAACUGGGCUGAAAGGCUGCAACUCUUGAAGCCUAUAUACAGUGUCAACACAGGCUUUGUUUUGUCUUCUUCCUGCCCAACUUAUUACAAGGAUGUGGAAACGAGCAGUCUGGCUUGAGGGAAAACGAGAAGAGGAGCAUACUGUACCAUGUAGCUGGAUCGAUGAGGAAGAGCAAGUCUUAUAUUGGCCUCAAGGUGUAAAUGCAGAGAAGGCAUUGAGGUCUCAACAACACCCGGACUUAAAAUCUUGGAGGAAAUUCCGUUUGGUUAAAGUGAAAAUAUCAUCAGAUAGUUACCAAGACUGUGAAGAUUACCUGCACACAUCUACAGUUGAGGAUAAUCUGAGCAGUGCUGACUCUGAUGGUGAUAGUAAUGGUGUAUCAAGGAUCAAGAGAAAACGUCCUAAGAAGAUCCUUCCAGAUGGCUUUGUCAGUAGCCAGGAUAUGCGUGUGUUGCAGGAAGUUACUCCAGCCAAGACAAAGAAAGGGAUUUCACCUCUGAACAAGGUUCCAGAUCCUCCUCAAAAGCUGCCUUCACUACCAAAUGGGGCCACACCAUCACCUCAGUCUCAAACGUCAUCUACCAGAAGCAGAAGUGUAACUUCUACUUCAUUUCUAAGAAGGUCAAGUUCUUCUGAUUGUGAUUGGGAUGUGGAUGAACAACGUUCUCCAAUGUCUGGAUCUAGCCAAGAUUAUUACAAGUCUUGCAACCCUGGCCAUACCAAGAAACUUAAGAAUGACAGCCAUAACAGCCUGGACCGACCUCAGCAACAUUACAGUAAGAACCAAAAAGAACAACAUGACAUCAGGGACCAACAAGAACUACAUGACAGCAGGAGCCAACAAGAACGCCGUUUCAGUAGGGACCAAGAACAGCAUCACAUCAGGGACCGACAAGAACAACAUCACAUCAGGGAUCAACAAGAACAUUACAGUAGGGACCAAGAACAUCUCAUCAGGGACCGACAUGAACUACAUGACAUCAGGUAUCAACAAGAACCACAUUACAGUAGUGACCAAGAACAUUACACCAGGGACCAACAAGAACUACAUGAAAUCAGGGACCAACAAGAACGACAUUACAGUAGGGACCAAGAAAAACAACAUCACAUCAGGGACCGACAAGAACCACAUUACAGUUGGGACCAACAAGAACGACGUGACAUCAGGGAUCAACGUACCAGACGUGAUCAACAUAACCCCUGCAGCCCACCCUAUCACACUGGCAGAGAUGAACGCCUCCAAAUGCAGCUAG